CCAUCGAUGCUUUGGCAGCCCUAGUCUGUGAGUGUUCGCUGUUCGCUGAAGGCGAAAAAAUAAAGAAAUUAGGAGACAAAGUCGUGUUAAAUAAAAAGUGAAGCGAUUCGCGAGCGGCGACAGGUGAAGCGGUCCCCAAGGAGCAAACAGUUGGCGGCAGCGAGUGAAAAGCACAGUGUGCCCUCGGUAGCAGUGACGGCGGUCUCGAGGAACAGUCAAAUCAGGAUAUUUCCGCUCAAAAAAGCAACAAUUGAACGCACGCAACUCGGCGGAAGGAGCGAGCGAGAGAGGAAGAGAGAGGGAGCACAAACACCAGCACACAUUCACACACACAAACACACUCACACACACGCAGUCACUUACACGGCACAAAGGUUAUCAACAGCAAAAGCAAAAGCAACAACGGCAACAACAACAAACAAAUUACUUUAAAUAUAAAACAUAUAUUAACUAAAAAGCUAAAAAGCAAGAGCAACUAAAACAACAGCAACCGACAAGCAAUCGCCGAACAACGCCUAAAAACUAGUGAUUUUCGAGGGAGAGCCACCUAGAAAGUAAACCCACCUACCUGGCCUACCUGCAUUUUGGGUCUCUUCCCUAGAAUUUAGCACAAAACAACAGAUAUACAAAGGAUACAGCACAGCAGCCAACAUGCGUGAGUACAAAAUCGUGGUCCUCGGAAGCGGUGGCGUGGGCAAAUCCGCGCUGACGGUCCAGUUUGUCCAGUGCAUCUUCGUGGAGAAGUACGAUCCCACCAUCGAGGACAGCUACAGGAAGCAGGUGGAGGUGGACGGACAGCAGUGCAUGCUGGAGAUCCUGGACACGGCGGGCACGGAGCAGUUCACGGCCAUGCGGGAUCUGUACAUGAAGAACGGCCAGGGAUUCGUGCUUGUCUACUCGAUCACGGCGCAAUCGACGUUCAACGAUCUGCAGGACCUGCGGGAGCAGAUACUCCGGGUGAAGGACACGGACGAUGUGCCAAUGGUGCUUGUGGGCAACAAGUGCGACCUCGAGGAGGAGCGCGUCGUCGGCAAGGAGCUGGGCAAGAACCUGGCCACCCAGUUCAACUGCGCCUUCAUGGAGACCUCAGCCAAAGCCAAAGUGAAUGUGAACGAUAUUUUCUACGACCUGGUCCGGCAGAUCAACAAGAAGUCGCCCGAGAAGAAACAGAAGAAGCCGAAAAAGUCCCUAUGUGUUCUGCUAUAAGACUUCCAAAAACCAACAAAACUAAAAACAGAAAAAUAUAACAGAGGAGGAGAAAGGAUGUAGGGGAGAAGCAAAAGUAUAAGCGUAAAGUAAAGAAUUUUCAAUUUUUUUUCGUUCUCGUUUCGUUUUUGGAUCCGAAGGCAAAUGUCGAAAAAUUGAAAUUGAAAUAACCAAUCUACUAUAUACAAGCAAAACUUAAACUGACAAAUGUUUUUAACUGUUUCAAGUUUUUGUAAUUAUUACCAUUUACUACUAUUAUGAUUGUACUAUUUUUCGCUGAUUAACCAUUAAUGCAUAUGGGGAAUUAUUAUAUAUAUAUAUCUACAUAUUUAAAUAUAUUUGUCGUUCGUUUUUGAGCCGUUUUUUAAAUUAUGCAACACGUGAAACAUUCGUAAACUAAAACAUUCGUAUUUAUUGAUUCUUUUCGAUUGUACUCUACACAACUACAACUACUUAUACACGAGAAAACCCAACCAACAAGAAGUAUAUCUUUAAAUAGAACCGAAAAAACCACAUUCAAAACACAAAUCAAAUUAAGCUAAACUAAAUUGUACGCCUAAAAGAUAACAAAUUCCACGAGAGAAAUGAGCAAAUAAAUCGAGAAAGGAAAUGAAUCAUGAAUAAGGAACAUAUUUUAUAAAAAUAUUGUAUGCAAAUGAUGUCAAAAUGUUGCAAACAACCAGAAGUAAUGAGCCCCCUUAGAAAUUAGUUUAAAACAAAUUUACAAGUAAUUGUUUACCACGAUCAAUUGCAUCCAAUCUGAAAACCCCACACACCCAUACACACACACACACACAUACAUACCAGCCACAUCCCACACACACACAUUCGCAGCCACACAUUCACACCACACACCGACACAUUUCCGGCGCGCUCUCAGAGAGCGAAAAGCUACGCGGAAGCGGAAAUGGAGACGCGAGGCUCCUGCGGCCAAGGCUCAUUUCCGCUUCCUGGUAAGAAGAAGAACCAGAAGUGCAGAGAGAGCCACAAAUUCUAGUAUAUUUAAUACUUAAGAAAUGGUUUAACAUAAACUGUCGUGUCAAUCCCAAAAUGAAAAGAAACCUAAAAACGAAGUAAUUUACAAAUAUUUCAUAAUAAACAUUGCAUAAACUUCGCGUACGAGUAGUAACCAAUAUGCCCUUAAAUCAAAGUCUAAACACAGCCAACAACCAACAUUAAAACUAAAUAAAACCUAAGCCCAAGCGUAUAUAUUAAAUAUAUGAUAAAGAUACAAAUCAUUUUUGAACAUAAUAAACAAACAAACCGUUACAAUAACAUAAUGUAAUAAUGAGCGUGUGAAAAAUGUAAUUGAAAAACCAUUUUUUCGAACUUGUUUCGCUACUGGUCGCGUUUUUGGGACCUCACAGCGCUUCCGAUCUCAGAAUCCUGCCUGUCCCGAAUUCGCGACGCAGUAGGUCGACAGGAUCGAGCAUCUUUUAAUUAUUAAUAAAUGUAUUAUGUUUAUAAAAAAUUAAAAAGGAAAUGCAAAAACAAAAUAAAAAUUAAAUAAAUUCA
This is a messenger RNA of Drosophila teissieri, 2721 nucleotides long. It is a transcript of the gene Rap1, whose product is annotated as ras-related protein Rap1. NCBI's taxonomy places the organism in Eukaryota, Metazoa, Arthropoda, Insecta, Diptera, Drosophilidae. The transcript has 2 exons. The record is from RefSeq and is a predicted model, not a curated record. Gene Ontology annotation, molecular function: GDP binding; GTP binding; GTPase activity. The coding region runs from base 652 to 1206 and encodes 184 amino acids. Gene Ontology annotation, cellular component: plasma membrane. Gene Ontology annotation, biological process: Rap protein signal transduction; negative regulation of synaptic vesicle exocytosis; cellular response to cAMP.